Mycosarcoma maydis (corn smut) is the source of this 4278-nucleotide messenger RNA. RefSeq lists its product as uncharacterized. Gene Ontology annotation, molecular function: DNA-binding transcription factor activity, RNA polymerase II-specific; transcription cis-regulatory region binding; zinc ion binding. Gene Ontology annotation, cellular component: nucleus. NCBI's taxonomy places the organism in Eukaryota, Fungi, Basidiomycota, Ustilaginomycetes, Ustilaginales. The record is from RefSeq and is a predicted model, not a curated record. Gene Ontology annotation, biological process: regulation of DNA-templated transcription; DNA-templated transcription. Bases 1 to 4278 code for a protein of 1425 amino acids. The transcript has a single exon.
AUGGCCAAAAAGGCGGCAUCCUCUCAGCCUCCAAAGCGGGUCCUCCCCGCAAAGUCAGAAUCGUCCGAAUCUCACACAGACACGACCGAACAGAGGCUCGACGCCGACUCGAGCUCGGACUCCAAGCUUCAUAUUGCCGAGAAAGAGGUCAAGAUCUACAAGACCAUCUCCCGAGUGCAUCGCGCCUGCAAUGCUUGUCGCAAGCAAAAGGCUCGUUGCGAAGGUCCCGAGAAUCCGCCCUGUCGUCGUUGCAACCAAGUCGGCAUCGAGUGCAUCUUUGAGAAACCGCCCAAAGACCCGCCGUCCUCCAACUCUGAUGCUCUAGAUGCUAGCGCCAACUCGGGCCGCAUUCGUAUGCUCGAGACACAAAUGUCGGGCAUGCAAAACAUGAUCGCCGAGCUGGUGGCUUCGAUCAAGGCGAAUACCAAUGCGAUCACUGCUCCGCCACAAACAACGCCAUCCUCGAACCCGCUACCACCCCAUCAUUCUCCUCAGGCAUCAGUCGCAUCUUCAGCUUCGCCCAAUUCGUCGCGUGCGUCAAGACCGGAUCCGAAUCGUGCGCAUCGCCACCAGCAGAGUGUCCCACUGCAACAGCAGCAUCCGUAUGCGCUACCUCUGCACCAUCGGGAUUCACAACGUCCCAUCUCGCCUACUGGAGAGAGCAUACAGAUGCAUUCGACAGAUGGCCGAACUGCGCACCAUCCGCAACGUCCCCCCUAUUCGUCCUCUAAUCGAUCCUUUGGCAGCAGCAAGAGCUUCGCAGCCGUAGCUUCUGCCUCGAUGCCUUCCAUGCCCGUUCAUGCUGCGCAAGCGUAUCCUCUCCAGCAACCCCCUCCUUAUCAAACGACGUACGGCCAUCCUCCAGCCAGAUCCGAUCACAAUGUGCUACAACAUCAACAGCAGCCCGAUCUCGAAUCCUUCGACAGUACAUCCCACCCUCCUAGCAUGUGGAAUGCUGUUGGCGUCAACACAGUUUCGUCAUCACAUUCGCUGAAUGCUCACGCGAAACGUCAACCCGAUUCACGAGUCGGAUCCGAGCAAGAUGACCGCGGUCGACCUUCUCAUUCGUGGCAACAUCCGGGCUUGAGUCGCUCUUGCACGUCUCCAGCAAGCGCAGCGGCAGCCGCUGCUGCUGCGGUCAGAACCUCUUCUGGCUGGACACCAACGUCGUCGGCGCCUAGCCAUCAAUCACAUCAAUCGAGCCGUCGACGAUGGGCCUCUUCCGAUCGUGCCAACAGCCACUCGCACAGCCUCGAUCAGCAUCUCACCCCAUCCGACGAAGCGGCAACCGGCGAGACCAGCGAGCCGCACGAGACCGAUAUCAGCAACGACCAGCUCAGUGCGCCCAUCGAAGCGCUUCGAGGUCUAGCCGAUGCUGCUGCCGCAGCUGCCGAGCCCGAAGGUCAUACGUCCAACGACUCGAGCGACGAGAAACAGCCCGAAGGCAGUCCUGGUGGUAGAAAUAAGCACACGCACAGGAAGAAUGACUCGGGUGUUACGCCAGCACUUCAGCUUGUCGAUGAGCAAGGCAAUCGUACCGCCCUUCGCGAGCAAGGCGCCGAGUCACACGAUGCAAGUGCCCCAUCUCCUCGCAAAAGAAAACGACGCGAUACUUACGCCGACUCGCCAAAAUCUGCACCAGCAACAGCCACUGGUCUCGAAGGUAAGACUGGUGGUGCUGGCACGAAUGCAUCAAUCGCAAGCGCAUUCAAUGCUGGCUCAGACCCUACUUCUGCUCCUUCUCCUGGUAGCCGUUCGCGCAAGAUGGAAGCGCCCGGUCUUGUGUCUAGUGCACCCGGUGAUUUGAUCACACUGGGUCUGGUCAACGAGACGGACGCGAUGCGUCUGUUUGAAACUUUCCAAAAGGGCGUUCCCAAGUUCAUCUCGAUCUUUCACCUGGAGGAUGAAUCCAUGACCACAGAAGAAGCGUUUCAUUACGUACGCACCACUUCGUACUUUUUGUUCAACGUGAUGCUCGCGAUCGGAGCCAAAGUCGAGUGCGGUGGCAAGAGUCCCAGCCGCUUGUACCAGACGUGCAUGGCUCAGGCUAAGCGCAAUGCCAAGGAUACCAUGUUCAGUCCGGUAGCGGGCAAAGCAGCUGUACAGGCCAUGGUGUUGCUCGCUGCGUAUAGCGAGAAUGGCUGGCUUCCGCUGGGGUUGUCGAUCCGAAUGGCGCAGGAGCUGGGACUGGAUCGAUCUUUCCAGAAGCUCAUGUCGGCUCUUCCCUCUUCAGGCUACAUUCGUCACCCACAGCCGCCUCCGCCUCCGAAGCAUUUGACGUUCUAUCACAACUCGCCUUCGUCUCACUAUACCGGUUCGCCGACCGACGUCAAUUCGUUCGGAGGCGAAUCCGUCGAUGGCAAAACGGGUGGUGCUGCCGCGAACGUCGCAGGUGCCAAUGCAGUCGCUGCUAACGCCACUGCCCAGGGCAACAUGGACGAUAAGGCCAGGCGCGAGUUGGACGAGCUCAAGGAUCUCGCACGAGGUUCCCGAUUGUGGUUCUUCCUCUUUCUGUUCGACCAUCAGGCGAGUUAUGGUGCCGGCAGGCCGGCGAUGCUCUCCAAGCACUAUGUGAGAAACUGCCGCGCGUUCUUGAAACUCAACUAUCCGCUGACGGUCAAGACGGACGCUCGCUUCAUUAGCACCUUGGAGCUGCUGAUUAUCCGAGAGACGCAUUACGACGCUAUGGCGCCUUAUGACCAGCCUGUCGAUGCGAGGAUGCUCUCCAAGAUGCGCAAAGUAACGGAAGAGCUCAACGAAUGGCACCAGUACUGGUCGUCGGAUUUCGAAGCUCGAGGCUACACGCACGAGUCGUUCUUCCAGCAGUCUCUCGUGCUUCAAUGCGCUAGUGCCGAACUGUACCUCUCGUGUACAGCGCUGCGCGGCAUCCGUGAUGCCAACGACGCCGACCAGAUGGGUCCCGAACAAAAGGAACUCAUCAUCCAAGCUACGCGUGCAGCAGACACCUGCCUCUCGAUCUCGGUCAACGCGAAAGAGUACCGCGAAAUGCUUGGUUGGGCUCCGCACUACACACACGUCACUGCCGCUUUCGCCUGCGUAUUCCUCAUCAAAAUCGCUCGCCUUUUCCCACGACAGGUCGAUACCUACGGCAUUUUCAGCAAUGCCGAAAGGCUGGCCAGCCGGUUGGCCGAGGUACCCGCCAACAAAUAUGCUAGAGUGAUCAGAAUCUUGUUGGCACAAGCGUGGAAGAAGAUCGCUGAUCUGAGUCCGGCGAUCGGCCUGUACGCAGCGUUGGGCGCCGAAGCGACCAGACCUGGGGCGAUCACUCCUGCCGAGAUCAAGACGGGCGGACCGAGCGAUUCAGGCAUUAGCUUGUUGUACAAGCUCUUGCAAGAGUACCAGAGUGGUCAGAUCGACGGUGAGGAAGGAGGAGCGGAUGGGUCAAUGGUGAAUAGUACAAGUGUCAAUGCGCCCAAUGCGCCCAAUGGUGAGGGACAAGGUGGAUCCGGUAUUCGUACUCCCGGAUGGAAUGAUCUGGCUAGCAGUGGCAAAUGGUUGACGACUAGCAUAUCGUCUCCGAGUGCAGGUGUGGGUGUGCUUGGUGGGGGAGGCUCUGGAACUAUCUCGCCGAGCAAAGCUGGGCUGUGGGGGUUAUUUUCUCGACGCGCAAGCAUCAACGGCGUCGAUCACGGCGUUGCCGGAAACGCGACCGGUGCCGACGGAAUGUGGAAUUCUUUCUUCGCUACGCCGGCCUUUGGCGAUGAGAACACGUCGACCCAUCAUCCGAUCCAGUUGCCACUUUGGAUGCAGGAGAGCACAGGUGCCUGCGCGUCCGAUAUGACUUUUGGAGACGCUUCUGCACCAGUCGGCUCGGAGCCGCCACCUGCGAAAUCGCCGGCUCAGGCCACAAGCUGGAAUCAGCAGAAUCACUAUCAAUCUCCAGUGCCGCAUCAGUACACGUCUUCGUCGCCGUAUCCGACGGCAUCAACAAUGCUGCAGAACCAUGCGAGGAACGAUGGCCUCGUUUCGCGUUUGCCGCCGCAUGAUCAGACGCAACAUCGACAUUCCAAUUCGUUGGGUCUGGCCCCGCCGCCAGGGUCUCCUGGGUCAGCCUUGCACCAGUCACAGCACCAGCGACAACAGCAACGCCAAGCACACGCACAAGCAUGCGAUAGUCCCGGCCUCUCAAACGUCCCAGCGUCGACCAACUUUGAUAGCGUCUUGUCAGACCUUGGAUUGCCUCUCGACGGGCUCGAUGGAUUGUUUGUAGACCUCCCCAUCAACGCUCCCACUGGUCAGAGCAAUUAUUCUGUGUAG